This is a messenger RNA of Corylus avellana, 1987 nucleotides long. RefSeq lists its product as uncharacterized. The record is from RefSeq and is a predicted model, not a curated record. NCBI's taxonomy places the organism in Eukaryota, Viridiplantae, Streptophyta, Magnoliopsida, Fagales, Betulaceae.
GCGACACCGUUUGAGUUAGUAAUUGCCACAAUCGAGUUAAACGGCGCCGUUUUCGUAUUACCUCUCUUUCUAACUAAUAAUCCAAGUCGGAGACUCCAAUCUUCGUCUUGCAAAAAGAAAGAGGGAAGAUGCUGAGUCACCAGAACCUCUUCCUCCCUAAAACCCCAAACCUAAACCCCUCUUAUCCUCUCGUCCUCCCCAAACUCACCUUCCCAAACCCACGAAACCCCCGAUUCUACGGCCAAAAUGGUGUCCGGUGCAUGGCGGGGCGCAGCGACAAGAAGAAGAAGAAGGGCGGAGGAGCGCCGCCGGGCCGCAUCGAGGGUGACGCGGAUUUCCGCCGUGCCGUGAAGGAGGGGGCGCGGCGGAAGAGCAAGAAGCUGGCCGAGUCCCGCUUCUACCGCCUCCACAAGAACCGCAAGAGCCAGAACCAGGCGGAUAACUUCACUGAGGACGAGCUCCAGCAGAUCGGCCUCGGCUACGACCGGAUGGUCCGCUUCAUGGAAAAAGACGACCCCAAUCUGCGCCACCCCUUCGACUGGUACAAGUACGGCGAGUUCGGGCCCUACUCCUGGCGCGGCGUCGUCGUCGGCGACCCCAUUCGCGGCCGCUUCUCCGACGAACGGGUGACCCUGAUUAGCGAGGUGAGGGACCAGGAAGAAUGGGAGAAGAUUGAGCAGUUCGAAAUGGCUUCAGAUUACGGGAAAAAAUUGAACGAAAUGGAUGGGACCAAUGGAUUUAAGCACUUCUGGGUGUUUGUGAGGCACCCCAGGUGGAGGAUCCACGAGCUGCCGUGGCAGCAGUGGACGUUGGUCUGUGAGGUCGUCGUGGAAGGCGGUAAAGGCAGGUUGGACAAGUGGAAUCUCAUGGGUAGGUUUGGGAACAAGGCCAGGGCGCAGAUUACCCAAUGCGCGGCGUGGAUGAGGCCGGACAUCAUCUACGUGAAGAAGCCGGUGUAUCAGUGCAGAUUCGAGCCGCAGGAGGAUUUCUUGACUGGGUUGAUGCCGCUGUUGGAUCCGACCACGGAGAAGGAGUUCUUGUUCGAGUUGAAGAGCGAGGAUGGGAGCGUGGAGAUGUGCACUUAUUUCGGCGGCUUGUGCAAGAUUGUGAGGGCGAGUCCCAAGGCAUUUGUCGACGAUGUGGUGAAGGCGUACGAGAGGCUGAGCGACGAGAGAAAGUCUGAGUGCUUGGAGUUCCUGUUGAGCAAUCAUCCGGUGCUGUUGCUGCAUCCCUAUACAAAAGAGUGGAAGGCGAAGUUGGAGGAGAUGGAAUUGGGGUGCGAUGCACCGGAAGACGACGACGAGGAGGACCGUCGUGGUAGUGCCGGUGAGACCGAGAUUGUAGAUUGGAUUGAGGAUGAUGGUGAUGAUGAUGAUGAGGAGGAGGAGGAGGAGCAAGAGGAUAUAGUUAUGGACAUGGAGGAAGAAGAAGAAGAAGAUGGAGAUGACGAAUUGGGUACUGAAAAAGAGGAUUCGAGCGUGGAAGAUGAUAGUAAGCGUUGGGAGGAGGAGUUCAAAAAGGCGGUGAGCAGCGCCGAUGCAAUGGAGAAGCUAGCGAAACGGAGUGUGGAAAUGACUACUAAACACUAUGAGCAGCAGUUGGGGGAAAUGGGAGAAGCAGGGCAAAAGGGGAAAGAAGAGAAAGUUAGAGAGGAGGAUGAUGGAGAUGAAACCGCUAUGAGGGGGAAACGGCCGAAAGUGAGCCCAGAGGAAUGGAAGUAUGCGGGGAUUGGUCGAUGGAGGAAAAGGAUUAAGAAGAGUAGGAUUCCUCCGGAGCUGUUUUUGCGAGCGGCAGUGAGACCCUUCACAUAUAGAAAUCUUGUGAAGGAGAUUGUUUUGGUGAGGCAUGGAAUUGUGGAUGGUGAUUUUGUCAGGAAGAAGGCUUGAAGUAUUAGAUUAUUUGAAUCCUGUUUUGUGGGAUUUCAUUUCUAGGAUGAUCAUAUUUUACGAAUCCUGAUGAUAAUAUAUUUUCAUUUUUUGGCAUGUUA